Knipowitschia caucasica is the source of this 504-nucleotide messenger RNA. Lineage: Eukaryota; Metazoa; Chordata; Actinopteri; Gobiiformes; Gobiidae. The record is from the annotation of a GenBank genome assembly.
AUGGCACCAAAGAAGGCAAAGAGGAGGGCAGCGGCCGGAGAGGGCUCGUCCAACGUCUUUUCCAUGUUUGAGCAGAGCCAGAUCCAGGAGUACAAAGAGGCUUUCACAAUCAUUGACCAGAACAGAGACGGAAUCAUCAGCAAAGACGAUCUUCGCGAUGUGCUUGCCUCUAUGGGUCAGCUGAACACAAAGAACGAGGAGCUGGAGGCCAUGAUCAAAGAGGCCAGCGGCCCCAUCAACUUCACUGUGUUCCUCACAAUGUUCGGAGAGAAGCUGAAGGGUGCUGACCCUGAGGAUGUGAUCGUGAACGCCUUCAAAGUCCUGGAUCCUGAGGGGACAGGAAGCAUCAAGAAGGAAUUCCUGGAGGAACUCCUGACCACCCAGUGCGACCGGUUCACCAAGGACGAGAUCAAGAACAUGUGGCAGGCCUUCCCCCCUGAUGUUGCUGACCCGCCCCUCACCCACCCUGGCCCCGCCCCUCACGCUGCCCCUCCCCCCUCCUGA